Molecule: messenger RNA, 399 nt
Organism: Cyclocybe aegerita
Lineage: Eukaryota; Fungi; Basidiomycota; Agaricomycetes; Agaricales; Hemipholiotaceae
Source: the annotation of a GenBank genome assembly
AUGUUCCGUUGGUCGACAACGGAACGGAAACGGGACCGGGCCGAUAACCCCAACCAAUGGGAUGUGCAGCCGGAUCCCGCCGAACCGCGAUCAACGAUGUUGAGCAUCGUUGAUCUUGGUCUUUCUCCACCACUUCCCUCACCCCCUCGCUUCGAAGCAGCCCCAAAACACAAGAAAAGAAUCGCGUUCACGUCGAUGACGACACACCAAAGCCGCCCCUCCCCUAGCGACAGGGAUGUGGGCUCGGGCACCUCCAUGCCCACCACCACCUGCUUGCCCACCACCACCUGCUUGCCCACCACCACCUGCUUGCCUGCCAUUGCCUGCUUGCCCGCCACCGCCCUCUCACCCAACAUCGCGCGCUCGCCUGCCAUCGCCCUUCGACCAGGCAAAGGAUAG